This is a messenger RNA of Malaya genurostris, 3383 nucleotides long. It is a transcript of the gene Hydr1, whose product is annotated as phospholipase ABHD3. Bases 290 to 1567 code for a protein of 425 amino acids. The record is from RefSeq and is a predicted model, not a curated record. Gene Ontology annotation, biological process: medium-chain fatty acid catabolic process; medium-chain fatty acid biosynthetic process. The transcript has 6 exons. Lineage: Eukaryota; Metazoa; Arthropoda; Insecta; Diptera; Culicidae. Gene Ontology annotation, molecular function: acetylesterase activity; monoacylglycerol lipase activity.
GCACAUUUACAUCGGGUCAGUUCUGUGCGAGCGGUCAGCUAGUUAGUUUAUUUCGGUUGAUUCAGUUCUUAGUUUUGUAGAUUUUCAGUGAUCGUGAUUGGAAUGUUGCCCAUUGCCACCAGGUGAAAAGCAGAUGGUCAUCUGACGGAUGUACAAGAUUGAAGAAAGUGAUUUGCGAAUUAUUGGAAAGAAAUCGCGGACUCUAAAAACAGCGUUUCUCAACUGAAUUGUACAGUACCGUACAGUAUUAUUUUAAACGAAGCUCUAGGGAGCUUGAACGGAAAUAACAAUGAUCGCAGAUUUGUACUAUUAUUUCACCAAUUUGCCACGAUGGCACAUUUUCGCCAUAUUCUUCGUAGGAUAUCUGUUCUACUAUCUAAUGCAAGUAGUUAAGCGUCCAAUUCUAGCGAUCUCGGAUGGACCGUACAAGCAAUACCUUCACAAAAACAUUCCGAUACUGCGAAUGAAGUUCUGGCCAACGUUCUGGUGUGUGGAAAGUCGAGCACAGACCGUAUUUGCUAGUAUCAUUCGGUCGAAUAUUAUACCAGACAUAGAGUACCGCCGGGAGGUUCUAACGCUAAAAGAUGGUGGUGUGGUAGCGUUAGAUUGGCUGGAAUCGAACUGUGAUAGUGACUCGCCUUUGAUUAUCAUUCUCCCGGGAUUGACAGGCGAAUCACAAGCUGAAUACAUUAAGUGCCUGGUAAUGGCGGCCAAUCGCAUCGGAAUAAGGACAGUCGUGUUCAACAAUAGAGGUCUAGGAGGCCUUGCUCUUAAAACCCCAAGACUGUAUUGUGCAUCCAACAGUGAGGAUCUUUCGGAGGUUGUAAAUCAUGUGAAAAAAUUGAAUCCACAUGUAAAAAUUGGAGCCACCGGAAUUUCAAUGGGUGGUUUGAUUUUGGGAAAUUAUCUAGCCAACUACAACGAAGAAUCCAAGUCAAUUUUAACAGCAGCGAAAAUUAUCUCCGUACCAUGGGACGUCAACAAAGGAUCUGAUAGUAUUGAACAGCCAUACCUCAACAGUAUGCUGGGUCGACAUCUAGCGGGAAGUUUGUGCCGCACGGUACGUAAAUAUGAUAUUCUCAGGCACGAGGAUUUCGACUGGGACAUGGAUCAGGUUUUGCAGAGUAAAACCAUCAAGGAAUUUGAUUCCCAUUUCACUUCGAAGCACUUUGGCUACAAAGACGUCGACAGUUAUUACGCACAAGCUACGUUGCACAACAAACUCCACAAAAUCAAAGUGCCUUUGCUGUGUUUAAGCGCUGCUGACGAUCCAUUCCAGCCACUGGAUGCGAUCCCCAUCAAGGCUGCUGCCAAGUCAUCCCACGUGGCGAUUUUAAUUACGGCUCGUGGUGGCCAUAUCGGCUUCCUGGAAGGAUGGUGGCCAGCCAACAAAGAUCAGUACAUGGGUCGACUGUUCAGCCAGUUCUUCUCGGCUGCGUUGUUUGACCCAAACAACGAGUUUUAUCGCACAGCACAACUGAUGAUGGAGCACAAUUUACAGUCGUCGACAUCGGUACCUACGACACCGAUUUCUCGAUCGUCACGAAAGAAGUCAAUUCCGUUCUAAUAUUGAUUAGUUUGCAAAAGUUGAAGGAAUGGAUAGCUUAGUCCAGUUCAUGAAAUGAAUGCGAUAGAUUUUGUGAUAACGUUCAAAACGAUUUAUUCAAACUUUGUUAUAUUUAAGUUAUUGAACUAUAUCAAAAACAGGAACAGGCUUUAAGCUUAUUGUUAUGAAAUGAUAAUCAGAAUUGUUAUCCGAGCUACAAUGCCGCGCAAGUAUAAUGUUUCUGAGCAUUGCUAAGAGUACUAAACUUGUUUGAAAUUUUCGAAUACCGAAGCUUUAACAAAUAGUAAUUGUGGAAAGUUAUCUUCAUAGAGGAUAAAUAAUUGUAGGAAAAGAAGCUAUAGGAUUUUAGAGGUUCUUAUUUUAUUGAAGAAAUUUUAAAUGUAAAUUUAAAUUCUAAUAGAUUUUAAUUCGCAUGGAAGCAAAAGAAAUACUUUUAUUAGAGAGAAACGAAUGCCAGUUGCAGAUUUGCAUGAACCAGUAGUACUACAUAAAAGCCAGAUACUGCACUUGGUCAGUUUCAGGAACAUAUGAACUAAAUAAGCAAUAAAUUGAAAAGCAAUCAAUCAUAGUAAUCAUAUUUUUCCCAAAUUUUAAGAUAACAAGUUCAAUAGAUUUAUCCACAUAUCAUUAACAAGUGAAAACUGUAACCUGGGGUGAUUAAACUAUUGGGACGACGAUAACCAAUCACCUUGAAAUAUAACAGAACUUUGAUGAACUCUUUUCAUAGUGCAUUGUAUAUAGCUGAGCUGUCAUGUUAAGGGUGUGUUCAGGAGUGUUUCAGUGCAAGAUGUAUAGUUUAUGUCAAAAUUUAAAUCUGAAAAUUAUAACAAAAAACUCUGGCAGCUCUGUUUCAAAAAUACAAAAAAUAGUACGGCAGCGUAUACCAGUUUUAAAUUUGACUGUAAAACUGUUCGAAUAAAUAAAAUUAAAACGAUUGCUGGAGAUACGUUUGUUCUAUUUCCAGUUCUAUUAUAGAUCUCCCAUAUAAAACUUCCAGCUGCUGAAUUUGCUCUAAGUUUUUAAGUAAUUUGUGAGAGUCUAUGCAAAUUAGAUGAGCUGCUUUGGUAAUAUCACAGUUCAAAUAAAAAAAUUUCAUUUGACUAUCAUUUUCUUUAUUUGUCACGUUGACGAUUUAUUAGUUAUUUGAAAUUUUUCCAAACAUUUAUUUGAUAUCAUAAUAGUUAUCUAUAAAGCCCGUGAUCAAACAUUUAUUCACCGUAGCACACGUUACGGAAUAAUAACCAUUCAGAUUUUAUGAAAAAAUUUGAAACGAAUAAAGUCGUACCUAAUCACCCCAGUUUAUGGUAGUUCAAUUUGCUAAGCAGUUUGAAAUCAAAUCAUUGUAAUGAAAAAUACAAUCUAGAAUCGUUGAACAUAGUUCAUCCGCUACUACAAGCCCGGCCUAUUUUAUGUAUCCGUGAACGUUUCACCCGAAAAGAACAAUAAACUUACUUCUAAGUAGGAAAUAAUAGGCUUUUCAAAAAGAAAAAUAGUGCUAAUUUUCAUUUAAUUGAUGUGACUACUAAUCGAACGAUAGUGAACAAAAAAAAACUCACAACAAAAAUUGGUACUGAAGUGAACCGGAACUUUUGAAAUGAAUGGAAUCAAAACCGAACGUGGAAAGUUUGAUUUAGAGUUCACUCCAGUCUAGAUGGUUAAAAUUUCAACAGCGAAAGGUGCAAUUAUCAAACCAAAUAAGCAUGAAUUCAUCAAUUCUCAAGUUAAAAUAUUUUCUCUGUAACUGAUGUUAACAUACUUCUAUUUCAGAGUUUUAGUGAAAUAAAUAAAAUUUGUUGUACACCAAUCCUGCCGAAUA